UGACGGAUAGUGAAAUGCUUGUGAGCACUAAGCCUCGCGGACCAUGUCAAAUUGCCGGUGAAAAGACUUGAUUGACGGUCAAUGGCAUCCGAUGGUCAAGUGAUGUCGCAACUGUGAAGAUGACCUGCCGUUGUCACUGCAUUCAAACCUUCAGAUGAGAAAAUUUAAGAUGAUCACGCUGUUGUGUUUCCUGCAUUCAAUGCCAGUCUCGCUCUGCAGGUCAGUAAGACUAUAGAGCCCUUGUUGGUUUGGUUUAACUGGUUUUGAUUCUAAGCAGCAAUUUUAAAGCUGUUUUUAUUUCCACCUCAGGAUUUGUCGGGUCUUGUUUGCAAAACUUGUUGUAGGCAACUACACAACCACAUCAUCUGGUGCUGAUUGUAGACUCACUAACAGCGUUCGCCAUCACGAGCAUCCAGCUACGUGCUGCAGAAAAACCACUCUUGUAGCUAAGAUAUCGAAACGUGGAUUUGUUCAAAAGGAACUUCUUCCUCUCAAAUUAAAACUUCACCACAGUUUCGAUGUUCCUGUACGUGUCCGCGCGGGUAACUCAUCACUGUCGUCGCAGGGUAAAUUCUACAGUUAGCCUUGUUCCAUUGGUUCGUCUCCGUUUACCUACGCUUCGAUUAGGGCUAUCGUCAGUGAACAUCACUACCACCUCCAACAUAUGGCAAUGGGGAAAGGCAAUGGGGAGACGAAACAAUGUUUUGUGGUAUUCGUGAGACUACAGAACUGCAGGACUGUGUUAAGUAGGCAUGGAGGAUUGAAGCUACCGGAAAGCACUGAGCGUGGAAGUUGAAUGGGAGCUAUCAUCACUAUCUUAUCUUGCUCAGCACUUUCUGGUCUGAUCGAGAAGUGAGCGGCCGGCGUACCUUUCUGACAGUGACUUGCUCAGUUGGCCUGAAAUCGAUGUGCUUUUGGACCUAGCAAAAUACACAACGAUGUUGCGUGUAUUGUGGGGACCUCCACAGAGCUCAACAGAUAUACUAUGGACUACGCACGCCUCGCGUCGCAGACCUUAAAGAAAAUCACGUGCCGGUUCUCUGCUUACUAUUUGAGCUCUCGCCUUCUUUCUAAAGGCAUCUGUCUUUUUCAGAACUUUUUGUUUGAGCCAUUCUGACACUUUCAGUGUGGACAGGGUACAAGCAUUUUGUGGUAUUCCCAGCACUGCUGUAAAAGAGGUGCUUCUCUCUCAGAAAAUUUCUUCUCCAUUGAUGGUAACCGACUUCAGCAAAGUUCGUUGAAUUCUACGCCAUCAACACCGAAAAUUCCUAUUCUUAGAAUAACUCUGAAGUUUCAUUUACGCACUUUCUGGCAGAUUCUGGGAGUAAGCUUGUUCAUGAAAAUCUUCUAUAAGAAGAGACUUAAGAGUCCGAGACAAACAACUAGUAAAUCGUGAGAAGGAAUGACGCGCACAUCCCAGUAAUAAGAGUGUCAUUCAGUAUAGAACUUGCACUGCCCUCAAACUAAGAGUGUCAACCUUGCGACUUCUUCUGAAUUUCUCGAGCCUACCCUGUUGCAAGAUCAGUCGUCUAUUGGGCUCAAGCAACACCGCGACCAGAGAUUUGCAGAAAAUCAGGAAGUUAACACUUGCAAGAGUCUCAUUCUGAUGCCGAGGCUGUCAUUCUCCGCUGUCAUGGACACUGUUGUGAGUAAUGACAGCGAUGUCCAAUCACCCGUCUCAGACGAUGGUACCUGAUUGCGAAAUCAAUCUGAACUGCGUCGUACGUGAUGUACCUGGAGGCGGGCAACGCAGUCAAUUCAUGUACAACCGACUGCAACAAGCAAUGAACCCCGACGAGCGAGAAAAAGAGCAUCGUUUACGGGAUUGGGAGGAAAGUGGGGCACCGUUCAGUUUUUUGGGCAAGCGCUUUGAGAGCUUAGCUCCCAAUCCCUGUGGGAACCUCGCUUGUGAUCGAAAACUAGCGCAAUUUCGGAAAGAAUGAUAAGUUUUUGUCGGACAGUACCGCUGAGCUGGGAUGGUCUGAAGCGACUGAUAGCAGGAUGUCUGGUUGUUUAUUAGAGUUACUUUUGCGUGGUUUCAUGCUGGAUUGUUUGGAGUUUUCUGGAUUUUGCGACUUAGUUGAUAGACUCCGUUCGAUUCGCAAACCUUCAAGGUUUUUGAGCAAAAGAACUCGCGUGCUUUCAAGACAUUGCGGCGGUGGAGGAGGAAGGUGGGUGUCGCUGGAACAGAAUUCUUGAGUUGAUGAAGUCACUGGCUACCGAGGGAUGUUCUUUCGCUGCUCCUUGUAGACUUCAACUUUUCCCCGAUGAAUUUCCAUUGCCAGAAUGGAAAGAAAGGAAUUGAUCCGCGGCCGGAGGAUCAAAUCGCGUCGUCUGAAAUCUCUCACAAGCUGCGUUCCCCUUUUCUGAGUAAUCGUUUCAUGCAAGAAUCAGAAUCAAUGCUGCUUCAAGUGUGAUUUGUGCGAAGCAGAGAGGGUAGUCACUCUUUAAAACACAUUACUCGAUCAAUCAAAUGGGAGCACCAAUGUCGGGGCCCACGUUGGAGGUCAUAGUCUUAGCAGCCGAGGGUCUCAAGAACGUGAACAUUUUGAGAAAAAUGAGCGUGUACGCUGUGGCGUGGGUGGCGCCCGAUUACAAAAGAACCACAUCUGUGCAUAGCAAGGCGGGUCGUAACCCUUUUUGGAACGAUGCCUUGUCCUUCCCAGUGACUGAUGACAUUCUUCUCCACCCCUGUUCCGCCCUCACUAUUCAGGUGUAUAGUGCCGGAACCGUGAGCCCAAGAUUGGUUGGAUCUACCCACCUGGCCUUGAGAGACAUUGCAAGAAUGAAGGCCACGAAAACAAACUCAGAGGAGGGUGACAUUGUCGCUUUACCGCUGCAGAGACCCUCCGGCCGAACGCAGGGGAUUGUCAGCCUCUGCGUAAACCUGACUGGAGCUACGAUUCAGCAGAUGAUGUACGCCUUGGACAAAGAUCAAGAUAGUUGGAUAAUUGAGAUGCCACGCUUCCUCUCGGGCAUUUCAGACGUGGUCGCAGUCAUCGGAUACCCAGCAACUCAAUCUUAUGGAAUUCCUGCACGCAAUUUCUAUCCGUUGUAUUCUGGCUAUGCUGAGCGAAGUGCAGAACAUACACCAAGCACUCCGCCCAUUGCAAGCCCACCUUCACCGGUCUCCUCAUCUGCUUUCUUCUCUAUCAACUUAAGCGAGGAAUCAUAGGCGGCGUGUAACCGGUAAAUAGAGGUAGUGUAUUAGAUCUUAUCGACACUGGCUUUUGAGAAGUCAGAGUCUGGUAGAAUGCGAACACCUUCACUGUGGAUGAAGCGGCAUUUUUGUUCAAUAAGACGCAAAAGCAAGAGAAAGUGUUUAGGUCUUAGCUGUGUAUAAAAUGUAAUUAGAUGUGCAUGGGUAAUUAAAGGUUUUUGUCCAUUUCGCCUCGACAUAGUUUUCACUUCUGCUACUAAA
Messenger RNA from Physcomitrium patens, 3421 nucleotides. The record is from RefSeq and is a predicted model, not a curated record. Lineage: Eukaryota; Viridiplantae; Streptophyta; Bryopsida; Funariales; Funariaceae.